Molecule: messenger RNA, 3238 nt
Organism: Amblyraja radiata (thorny skate)
Lineage: Eukaryota; Metazoa; Chordata; Chondrichthyes; Rajiformes; Rajidae
Gene: ncdn
Product: neurochondrin
Exons: 7
Coding region: 524-2707 (727 amino acids)
Biological process (GO): neuron projection development; regulation of neuronal synaptic plasticity
Cellular component (GO): dendrite
Source: RefSeq, a predicted model, not a curated record
CCAGCAUCUGCAGUUCCUUCUUAAACACCCACGACAUGCUGCCUGACUCGCUAAAUUACUCCAGAAGAGAAUGUUAUGUCAUGUUGCUACUGACAGGGUACCGGCGCCCAACACGACACGUGUAGGAAGGAUCUGUAGAUGCUGGUUUAUACCGAAGAUAAACACUAAAUGCUGGAGUAACUCAGCGGGACAGGCAACACCUCUGGAGAGAGGGAAUGGGCGACGUUUCGGGUCGAGACCCUUCUACAGAACCGGGCCCGGGCCUCCAACCGGCGCCUAGCAACCGUUGCUUGGCGAUGAGUCACGUUCGCAUUGGUCUGGCCCUGUGAAUACAAGCGCCCCUGAUUGGUUCGGAUGGUUGAGGUGAAAGGUGACAGUUGCUUUGCUGCGCACCGGGAAGUCACGCGUGUUCCCAUUGGCCGAAAGAAUGGAAGCAGAAGCAGCUGCUGAUUGGUUAACGACGUUCGGGGUGAGAGUUGACUGUUCCCGGAUGGUGCGUGGAGGACCAGGUGGAUAGCUUUAAAUGGCGUCAAAUUCAGACAAAACAACUGGGACUGAAAGUCAGUCAAGCAAUAGAACACUGGAACGAUGUCUUAAGGUUCUACAGGAUGCAAAGAAUGAUAAUGAACAAUUUGCUGCACUUUUACUGGUGACCAAAGUGGUGAAGGCAGGUGAAACUGAUGCAGACUCUCGGCGACGGAUAUUUGAUGCUAUUGGAUUCUCUUUCCCAAAUCGACUCCUUAUCACCAAGGAAUCCCCCAGUGGUUGUCCCAAUUUAACUUUCCGAGCUCUGGGCAUGACUCUGUUUGCAUGUUUUUCCACAAAUCCAGAAAUGGUUUCUCACCCUCAAAUGUUAAAUACAAUUCCCAUUUUCAAUGAAAUUGUCAGUUCAUCAAUAGAACCUGGAGCAGAUAUUACCACCUUCACAUCAAUGAUUGAAGAUUCAUAUCAGUGUCUUCAGGCAAUAUCCUCUUCUCCUGAAGGACAAAGACAUUUAAUAACUCAAGGAGCAGUGUUUGCAUUAUGUCGUGCUUACCUAAACCAAUGUCAUGGCUGUGAGAAGGCAUUGUAUCUUCUUGUCUGCCUGCUGAAUGCAAUGGAAAAAGUAUGCUGGAACACUUGUAAGCCAGAGCUCCUGAAGGUGCGCAACAUACUUAGUGAACAGUUUGCUACAGAUCAAGGUCAUCAGAAAUUUGAAUUGUGUAACCUGAUGCAGCAUUUUCUACCUACCCCAUCUGAGGAUCCAACAGAGGAUCCAACUUUCACCACUUGCUUGAAGAACUGUUAUAUUGGUCUCUUCAGUAUUCUAAGCAGUAAAUUGAGUAUCUCACAAAGGGACCCAGCACUGAAACUUGCUGGGCUCCUGUUGGCUGUUUAUGGCACAGACUGGAUUAUGACAGUAAAUGCUGAAAAAAGACGUAAAUUCUUAUCGUUGUUAGUGAACCUGGCCUGUGUGGAAGUUCGGAUUUGCUUGGAAGAUCCCAGUCUAGAGGCAGCUUACUCUAAACCAGAUGUCAUCACAGCAUGCUACAGUAUAAUUGAGUUUGGGAUGAUGGUUUGUGUGCUUGACGAUAAAGUCCAUUUAACCGAAGCUGAAAGUAGACAAUUAAUUGGAAUAAUGGUGGAGGCCUUUGGAGCGAUCAUUGACUAUAUUAAACAGGUGAAAGAAGAACAACUGAGAGACCCAUUUCUGUUUGCCUCGAUCAGAGUAUUAGGUGCAUGGAUGGCUGAAGAGACUUGUGCAUUAAAACAGGAAGUCUGUGAUGUGCUGCCUUUUCUGAUUCAUUAUGCUCGGGUUCUGUUUGAAUGUCCAAUUAGAUCAGAUAACGUGGACAAUGAAGUAAAGGAACUCUCUCUAACGGAUAGUUCUGAGGCAAAAACCUGGUCGAGGGAUGCUUUGAGGUUCUUGUUACCUGGAUUUUGUCACCUUUCAGUUGAGGAUGCUCCCCGGAGAAUCUUAAUUUCACAUGGGUUUCAUGUUUUGCUUCUCCGCUAUUUUACACAACAGUGGGAAGUCUUCAGUUCUUGCCAAAAUGCACAGCGUUUACCAGAUAAAACAGAGAUGAAUCUCCGAACGGCCUGUGGAAUUUUCCUGAAUCUUGUAGUAACUGACCCUGCACUGAUAAGGCAGGAAGAGUGCUUCUUAACAUUACUUAAUUUGUUAAUGGAAUCCUUGCCUUCACUGCUCUGCAACCAAAGUUACCUGAUUCUUGCUGCUAAUUUUACCACUUUGGGAUUAAUGAUGAGCCGCAUAUUGGCUGGCACUCCAGUGCUUCAGGAAAACUCAGUGCCCCAGGGAUUUUUCCAAGAAGCAAUUCAAUUUCUUUCAAAAGCACAUGCGGCUGAAAAGGAAGAGGCAGCUCAAAGAACACUUAUUGUCCUGACUGAGCGAUACCAGGAAGUUUGGGAUCAAAUCUCUGAGCUUUGGUUUCUAGGAAUGCAAGCUUUUAGUGGUUGCAUACCUUUAUUGCCAUGGCUACCACAAAAUGUAAUUGAAUCGAAGUGGAUGAAUAAUAUUUUUGAUUUGCUAACUCAAGCUUCCCCCACGUCUGUUGAGCUUGACCUUGUUGCUGCCUUUCAAUGUGUGUUAGCUGAGCUAGCAAAGAACAAUAAAUCAUGCAAGGACUUUAUGUUACUCAAGAAUGGUGCAGAGAGAGCAAACCUGUAUGGAAUGUCUAUUUUGAAAGAUGUUCUCUGCAAAAAUUAAAAACCUAAUCUUGCUGUCCUGAAUUUGCUAGAUUAAGCAACCAGCGUAACUAUUUGAAGCUUCAGUCUGCUCUCAGAAGCUUAAUAUGUUUACCUGUGAAGAUUUUUUUAAGUAGUCACUUGAAUUUUAUGCUUUGAGUCUUUCUGCUAUUUAAAGUUUCAUCCUUAAAUGUUUUUAUAUUCAGUCAAACUUAGCAGACGGAGCAGGUUUGGCCCUGCACAUUUUUGUAACCAGAAAUCUGUUUUCUUGCACUUACUCACUUUUGUCCCUGGUUUUAAAAGUUUUAUGGUAAGUUUGAUUGAAAAGCUUAUGCCUGAAGAUAUCUUGUCAUCAACAGCAUACAAUUAAAAAGUGAGCUUUUUGCAAAGAAGUAUGUAUCAUAACUAUUUUUGCUUAAUGUAAAAAUAAUUAGUGUGUAUGUAAUGUCAACCAUCAAUGUGAUUGACUCUUGUAGUGUUGUUAUAUUUUGGAAUAAUCUAGUUUGCUUGAUGAGCUUAGUUCUGUUCAUAAUGAAAAUAAAUGCGUCAAUAU